Theobroma umbraticum is the source of this 1722-nucleotide messenger RNA. Its product is annotated as CAAX amino terminal protease family protein. Gene Ontology annotation, biological process: CAAX-box protein processing. Gene Ontology annotation, molecular function: metalloendopeptidase activity. NCBI's taxonomy places the organism in Eukaryota, Viridiplantae, Streptophyta, Magnoliopsida, Malvales, Malvaceae. Gene Ontology annotation, cellular component: membrane. The record is from RefSeq and is a predicted model, not a curated record.
UUUUUUUUUCCCAUUUCCCGGAACUAUCACUGAAAGCAAAAUGAAUUCCUCGUUUCCAAACACCCCUUAAAUUCUCUGCCGAAAAAAAUCAACUAGGAAGAAACUGGGAAGUAGCUUCCUCCACAAAAACUCAAAACCCAAAUGCACAAAUUAGGGUUUUUGAUUUUCAAUUCCUAAAUUACAUGUAAAUUUUGUUCCUUUUUAAUGCAAGUUAUUGGCGCUCUUGAAAUUAGGGCCUUAUGUUGAGCUCCUAUUGCUCGCACUCUCUCGCUCAGCGCCCAACUCUUGCAUCUUCCCUCCCCAAAUUUCGGUUUGCGAACCGACCCGGCACCUUUUCUUUGACCCGGAGCUCCCGGAUCUUUGAAUCCAAGCCUAAGCUCGCAAAGAACAAGUGGAAAAUUUCAUGCUUUAGGCAUGAGGGGUUCUCCCCAGAAAACCCAAAAUCUGAAUAUGUUGAACAGUUUCUGCCUGAAGAAGUGGUACAACAUGAUUUUGAUAAGUCUAGUGCUCGCAAAAGAGAUUGGAAAUCAACUCUUCAGGAGGCUGCAGAUGCGGUCUUGAGGGCAGUUGGUAGUGGGUGGACUGUACCAUGGACAGCAGAGACCAUUCUGCAGGUUAUGCUUCUCUGGGUAGCUGCUUUCUGGUUCAUUGGGUCCUGGAUGAUUCCCUUUGCAGCUCACAUGGCAGGGUUCAGCAAGGAAUCUCUAACAUUCAGAGGACAAGCCUUGUUCAGCCUUGUGACUGACAUAACUGAAGGCCUUGCUGGGAUUGCAAUACUCCAUCGCUGUCUGUCUCAGUUUCAUCCCCUUCCAUCAGAUUGGUUUAAAUUUAGCUUGAGAGGGAAGUGGCUUUUUGAUGUUGUGCUAGGAUGCCUCAUGUUUCCUGUUGUCAACCGAUUAUCACAGUUCAACCUCAACUUGUUGCCACUUAUGCCUUCUACACCUGUAACCCUUUCAAGUGUUGAGCAGUCAAUUUUAGCAAGGGAUCCAGUAGCCAUGGCACUAUAUGCGAUUGUAGUUUCAGUUUGUGCUCCUGUAUGGGAGGAGAUAGUUUUCCGUGGUUUUCUUCUCCCUUCCUUGACCAAAUACAUGCCUGUAUGGUGUGCAAUACUGGUGAGUUCAGUUGCCUUUGCUCUGGCACAUUUUAAUGUACAGAGAAUGCUACCUCUUAUUUUCCUGGGAAUGGUGAUGGGUGUUGUUUUUGCACGGUCAAGGAAUCUAUUACCAUCUAUGCUUCUGCACAGCCUCUGGAAUGGUUUUGUGUUCUUGGAUUUAAUGAGAUAAGCAUCGUUGUCUUCUCAUAUAAGCCUGUUGUGGGUUGAUCAUAUUUAGGGAAGCAUAGGCUUCAGGUCAAUUUUCUGUGGUAUGCUUCUUGCAAGGGUUUUGAGCAUAUUCUCGUUCAUGGGCAAGCUACUUCAUUGUAUCUGCAACACAAUUGAAUGCCUAGAAAAUUUGUACAGGUCCUCCAACUGAACGCAAGAAGUAACACGCAUGCUGAUAGGCCAUUCAGUUGAUCCAGCAUAGCUUAAGAGAAUUGCUCCACAGUUUCUGUUUAUCUUUGAUUAUACCAGGGACAGCAACAGCAACAAGGAAAAUGAAGAUUAUAUCUCCAUUUUGGCCAAAGGCAAUCUCCCAUCUUGCAAUUGUAGAACUUCAUGUUUUAAUUUGUUAGAUGAGGACUUCUCUCUCUCUUUAUGGUAAAUAGUAAUCCUUGCCUUUCCAU